AUGGAGCAACGCCGCGAAUACCGCACCGGAAAGUUUGCUCAAGUUCGCCGAAAUGCCUACAAGUGGUGCAGUAUGUUCGCAGUGAGCAAACGCCUGGGCAACCGACUCGCCUACACUUACCUCUUCAUCAAGCUACUUUACGUGUUCAAUGCCAUUUCCCAGCUCUUCCUGAUGCAGGCUUUUUUGGGUCUUCGUAAUAAUAGCAACUAUACCAUAUUCGGAGUGGCUGUGCUCAAUAAUAUGCUUUCGGGACACGACUGGCAAACAACGAUGAUUUUUCCACGUGUCUGCUUCUGCCGAGCUCCUCUACUGCAUUUGAGUGGUUGGAACAAUAUAGUUACACAAUGUGUGCUUCCUGUAAACAUGCUCAACGAGCGCAUCUUCGUAUUUCUAUGGUUUUGGAUCCUUUUGGCCGCCAUUAUCACCACCAUCAGCGUGCCCAUUUGGUUCUUCAGAAUCCAUUACGAGAAGUCGCGAACCAGCUUCGUGAAGCGUUUCCUUAAGCUUGGUGAACAGCUGACCAAGAAAGAUAAAUGCAUGGUUGAAAAGUUCUCGCGUCAAUUUUUGCGUCACGAUGGCGUUUUCUUAUUACGCAUGAUUUCAAUGAACGCAGGUGAGCUAGUCGCCUCUGAGAUUGUCUGCCAGCUUUGGACCAUCUACAAGCUAAAAUACUACAACCGUGACUUUUCAAACGACCAUCACGACUUUUCUGAUCUAGGCCAUGUGUCUACUGUUCGCCUUGAGGAUGGGGGCACUAGUAUGAUUAGUAAAUCUGGUGGGCCUAAUUCUACUCUCAUCCAACGCUACGCUUCACAACCCACUCCCAGUGCUCCGAUAGGGGACGAUGAUGCAGCCAGUUGUAGAAAACUAUGA
This is a messenger RNA of Protopolystoma xenopodis, 873 nucleotides long. Lineage: Eukaryota; Metazoa; Platyhelminthes; Monogenea; Polystomatidea; Polystomatidae. The record is from the annotation of a GenBank genome assembly.